AGUUAAGAGAGGCAAAAUAUGUAAUAAGCCUAAAAUGAAAAAUUAGAAGGGAAGCGUUUGAUGGAUGAUGACCGGGUCGAACAGUAUUAUUUUUUAAAAGCAUUUCUAGGAAGUCCUUUCGGUGAUCAAAUCAUUGUUUCAAUUUUCUGAAAUCAUGUUGCUAACUCGAACCAAAUCAAUUCACAAUAACAAUUCCCCCAAUUUCUCUUGCUCUUCCUUCAAAGAUAUUCAUACCCUUUUCUCCGACGAUCCAAAUUACAACUCCUCACCCAUUUCCACCACCAAAAAACCCAAUAUAUUCCACCGUGUCCGUCGUGUUAACGCUGUCCUCCGUGCCUUCUCAACCCGACCCGCACCCAAACCCGAAUUGAUCCAAAUCCCAGGAGCUGAGAAAAAGAUAGUGAUUUACUUCACAAGCCUGAGAGUAAUCCGUUCUACAUUCGACGAUUGCAAAGCCGUUCGAUCAAUUCUGUCUAGUUUCCGCGUUUCGAUCGACGAACGAGAUAUAUCCAUGGACGCUGGGAUCAUGGAAGAGCUAAAAGCAAUAUUGGGUGAAAAGACGAAAUUGUCCUUGCCGAGAGUUUUUAUAGGAGGCAAGUACAUUGGUGGGGCUGAGGAGAUUAUUCAGUUACAUGAAGCUGGUGAGCUGAAGAAGUGCGUUGAAGGGUUAACUCCGGCGGAUUUAAGCACGUGUGAAGUGUGUGGCGGAAAUAGAUUUAUUCUGUGCGACGAGUGCAGUGGAAGUCACAAGUUUUAUAGCGAGAAAAAUGGAUCUAGGACUUGCCCGGUUUGUAAUGAGAAUGGUUUGAUCAGGUGCCCUUCUUGUUACUAUGCAACAUGCUGAAUGUAGUAGCACUUAUAAGUAUAAUUAGGCUAGUCAGAUAGUAUUAGCUGAAAAUUUUAGUAUUUCAUUUUCUUUGUCAAUUUUCCAUUGGCAGUUUCUAAUAUUAAUCUGAUUGGUGCAUUGGGGUGUGUUUAUAAGCUAAGAAGGCAGUUUGGUUAAGUUGCAAAAUGUUCACAUCAA
Lycium ferocissimum is the source of this 1024-nucleotide messenger RNA. RefSeq lists its product as uncharacterized. Bases 155 to 844 code for a protein of 229 amino acids. Lineage: Eukaryota; Viridiplantae; Streptophyta; Magnoliopsida; Solanales; Solanaceae. The transcript has a single exon. The record is from RefSeq and is a predicted model, not a curated record.